UAAUGUUCCUUGACGCUGACCUCACUCCUCACUCCAUCGAAGGUGAAACCACCCUUCACCUUCACCUUCACCUUCGUUCUCUCUGCUUCGUUCACGAACUUAGGAGUUGGGAGGAAGUAGACAUUGUGAAUUUUGUCUUGACAUUGACCACAGCAAUUCAGAACUGGAGUCAAUAAAAGUUAUUUGCAUAUCACUACCAAAGUGGACAACAGUGAAAUGGCUUCAUACAAGGAGUUAUCUAGGACUGCGCAAAUUCGCCUUGUGAGUUCACAUGAGGAGGUCUAUGAACCUUGUGAUGAUUCUUUCGCGCUGGUUGAUGCUCUUCUAGCUGACCGCUCUAACCUGUUGGAACAUCAUCCAACAUUGUGCAUGGAGAUAGGUUGUGGUAGUGGAUAUGUUAUUACUUCCCUAGCUCUUAUUCUUGGGCAUGAAGGCAUUAACUAUAUUGCAACUGAUAUCAACCCGCACGCGGUGAGGGUGACCCGCGAGACACUGGAAGCUCAUGGGGUUGAUGCAGAGUUGAUAAUAACAGAUAUUGCAUCAGGACUAGAGAAACGUUUAGCAGGUUUGGUUGAUGUUAUGGUUGUGAACCCUCCUUAUGUGCCUACCCCUGAAGAUGAAGUGGGAGCUGAAGGUAUUACCUCUUCUUGGGCUGGUGGGGAGAAUGGAAGGAGUGUAAUUGAUAGAAUUUUUCCUGUUGCUGAGAAUCUUUUGUCAGAAAAGGGAUGGUUGUACAUGGUCACUCUCACUGCAAACAAUCCUUCUGAGUUAUGUCUUCAAAUGAGAAAGAAGGGAUAUGCUUCUAAGAUUGUUGUUCAAAGAUCGACAGAGGAAGAAAGUCUCCAUAUCAUCAAGUUCUGGAGGGAUUUUGAUGCUGAAGUAGAUGAGAUAACAAACCAAUCUGCUUCUGGAUUCAUAGGCUCCUUGCUUACACAAAUUCCUCUACUUUCAUACUGGAGAGGCAACAAUAGUGACAAUAAAUGUUGAAGGAGAAAAUAAUUGAUUAUCUAUGUUUCUGGGAUAUCUUUCUUGUCUUGACAACAACCAAUCCUUACCUCACUAGAUGGGGUCAGCAAUAUAGAUCAAUUGACGCCAUUCAGCUCUAUCAAAAACCAAAUUUUCAAUAAAAACUAUUUAAAACUUUCCUCUCA
This is a messenger RNA of Gastrolobium bilobum, 1151 nucleotides long. RefSeq lists its product as uncharacterized. The transcript has 3 exons. NCBI's taxonomy places the organism in Eukaryota, Viridiplantae, Streptophyta, Magnoliopsida, Fabales, Fabaceae. The coding region runs from base 217 to 987 and encodes 256 amino acids. Gene Ontology annotation, cellular component: eRF1 methyltransferase complex. The record is from RefSeq and is a predicted model, not a curated record. Gene Ontology annotation, biological process: methylation. Gene Ontology annotation, molecular function: S-adenosylmethionine-dependent methyltransferase activity; nucleic acid binding; protein methyltransferase activity.